AGCACUGACAGUGUCUAUUCUCGGAACCCUUUCUGUGGGGCUUGGUCUGCAGCACCUCUGACACAGGCAGCCAUGCCGCGCAGCCCAACGUCCAGCGAGGACGAGAUGGCCCAGAGCUUCUCCGACUAUUCCAUGGGCUCGGAGUCGGACAGCUCCAAAGAGGAGACCAUCUACGACACCAUCCGGGCCACGGCGGAGAAGCCGGGCAGUGCCAGGACGGAGGAGAGCCAGGGCCACACGCUGGUGAUCCGUAUUGUCAUCCAGGACCUGCAGCAGACGAAGUGCAUUCGAUUUAACCCGAAUGCCACCGUGUGGGUGGCAAAGCAGCGGAUUCUGUGCACCUUAAACCAGAGCCUGAAAGACGUCCUGAACUACGGGCUCUUCCAGCCGGCAAGCAACGGGCGCGACGGGAAGUUCCUGGACGAGGAGCGUCUGCUGCGCGAGUACCCGCAGCCCGAGGGCAGCGGCGUCCCUUCCCUGGAGUUUCGGUACAAGAAGCGGGUGUAUAAACAGUCCAAUCUCGACGAGAAGCAGUUGGCCAAGCUCCACACAAAGACCAAUCUGAAAAAAUGCAUGGAUCACAUUCAGCAUCGUUCAGUAGAGAAAAUCGUCAAGAUGCUGGAUCGAGGUCUGGACCCCAAUUUCCAUGACCCGGAGACCGGAGAGACCCCCCUGACCUCAGCCGCUCAGCUGGACGACUCCAUGGAGGUCAUCAAAGCUCUCAGAAAUGGCGGGGCUCACCUGGAUUUCCGUGCUAAGGAUGGGAUGACUGCCCUGCACAAAGCCGCCCGAGCCAGGAACCAGGUUGCCCUGAAGACCCUCCUGGAGCUUGGAGCAUCCCCCGAUUACAAAGACAGCUACGGCCUCACGCCCCUGUAUCACACCGCCAUUGUCGGGGGCGACCCCUACUGCUGCGAGCUACUGCUGCACGAACACGCCACCGUGUGCUGCAAAGACGAGAAUGGCUGGCACGAGAUCCACCAGGUGCGAGGAUGUCUUCUUUUCAACUUGCAGGACAGCUGUGCCAGAGUGCUGCUGUUUCGAGGCGGAAAUAAGGAAUUAAAAAAUUACAACAGCCAGACUCCAUUUCAG
This is a messenger RNA of Galeopterus variegatus (Sunda flying lemur), 1092 nucleotides long. RefSeq names its product SH3 and multiple ankyrin repeat domains protein 3-like. The record is from RefSeq and is a predicted model, not a curated record. Lineage: Eukaryota; Metazoa; Chordata; Mammalia; Dermoptera; Cynocephalidae. Gene Ontology annotation, cellular component: dendritic spine; postsynaptic density; postsynaptic membrane. Gene Ontology annotation, molecular function: synaptic receptor adaptor activity; ionotropic glutamate receptor binding. The annotation marks the transcript as partial. The transcript is spliced from 8 exons.